UAAGAGACCAGCUGAGACAUUUUAUUCAAAAUAGACGCCAAAGCCAGCAACAUUAUCAAACAAAAGAACAAAAUUUGGUUCAAAUGGAUGACCAAUUAGUUCAAACAGAAGAAAUUUUAGUUCAAACAAAUGAACAUUUAGUUCAAACAAAUGAACAUUUAGUCCAAUCAGAAGAACAGAAUUUUGAUCAAUCAGGAGGUAGCCCAGACUAUGAUGCACAAAACAGAGAAAAUCAUAGCCCAACAAAUCUUGAUGAACGAUCAAACCAUUCAACAUCUGUCAUAAAUGACAAGCAACACUUGAUAAAUACUGAAAAGGGUGAUUUCAUCAAAAACUUUGAUGUAACAACAAGUAAAGAUGUUUGUGAAUAUUCUACAUAUGAAGAGAAACAAGAAAACCAUCCAGAAGCUGGCCUUGAAACAUGUUCUCAACACACUGUUUAUCAUAACAAUUCAGUAUUAUCUCAAAUGGAUGAGACAAAGGCUGAGCCAGAGACCACAGAACCAGUUUACAUGACAAUAGAAGAAGAACUAUCAACAGAAGAGGAUGUUCCUCCUGUAUCCAAUUAUACACUUGCUGAGUCAAAGAAUGGACUUGAAAAUCCUCAAAACAGUAUGCCUAUUUAUAAAAAAUUAACUGGAAAUCAAGGAUCACAGUUACAGAGUGAAAGAAGAUUUAUUUGUAAAUACUGUUUUAAAUCAUUUGAUAAAAGAAGUGCUUUUAUGAUCCAUAGGAGAACUCAUACUGGAGUAAAAACAUACAAAUGCACUCACUGUAGUAAAACAUUUAGAAAAAGAAAAAGUUUGGUGUUACAUCAACGAAUUCAUAAUGGACAGAAACCAUUCAAAUGUACAUACUGUAGCAAAUCAUUUACUACCAGGAACGCUGUUGUAACACACACAAGAAUCCAUUUUGGAGAACAACCAUUCAAGUGUAAACAUUGUAGCAAAUCAUUUAAUAACAGUGGAACUUUGGUAAAACAUACAAGAAUCCAUACUGGAGAACGACCAUUCAAGUGUAUGUACUGUAACAAAUCAUGUACUACAAGGGGAGGACUGGUAAGCCAUACAAGAAUCCAUACCGGAGAACGACCAUUCAAGUGUGCAUACUGUAGCAAACCAUUUACUACUAAGGAAUAUUUAGUAAUACAUACAAGAAUCCAUACUGGAGAACAACCAUUCGAGUGUACA
Molecule: messenger RNA, 1190 nt
Organism: Owenia fusiformis
Lineage: Eukaryota; Metazoa; Annelida; Polychaeta; Sabellida; Oweniidae
Source: the annotation of a GenBank genome assembly